AUGCGACCUAAGUCUAGUUUAAUUUGGAGAUUUUUUAAUCAAGUUAAUGCAGAUUCCGCAAAAUGUAAACAGUGUGAUAAAACCUUUUCACGAAAAGGAGGUGGCACUACUUCGCUUAAACUUCAUCUUAAAUCAAAACACGGUGAUAAGUACGAAGAACUUUUGUUACUAGAAAAAGAUAUCCAACAAAUACCACAUACCACGAAACAGCUGACACCAUUACAAGAGUGUAAAAAACAGCUGUCAAUAACAGAUUCUUUAAAAAAUAAAGGCGCCUGGGAUGAAAAUGUGUGGUCAGAGCCCAGCUCAAAUGUAUCGUUACUUAGUCUUACUGCUCAUGGCAUCACCAAUAAAUAUGAAAGAGUUUCUAUAAUACUCAAGUGUGAACAAUUAGAGGGUCGGCACACAGGUGAAAUUAUAGCAAAUAAUUUAAACAAUAUUUUGAAAGAUUGGGGCUUAAGCACGGAAUCAGUUCAUUGUAUUUUACGCGACAGAGGAUCUAAUAUGAUAAAAGCUAUGAAUAUGGCCAAUUUCACUGAUGCAAACUGUACUAUUCAUCAACUACAAUUAUGUGUGCGAUCAACGAUGGAAAUCGAAGAAUUUCUCUCGUCAGUAAUUACGAAGUGCAAGAAAAUUGCAACUCACUUCAAUCACUCCCUAAUCGCGCAAAAUGAAUUGAAACAAAUUCAAACAGAAAGACUGAACCAAUCAGGACUAAGUAUAAUUCAGGAAUGUUCCACACGAUGGAACGCGACGUAUUAUAUGAUGAAAAGAAUAUUGACAUUAAAAGACUCCUUAGUACUGUAUUCGGGCGCGCAUGAUAUACCAAUUCUUAAUGCUGAUGAAUGGCUCGACUUGAAAAAGUGUGUUGCAAUACUAAAGCCGUUCGAAGAAAUUACAAAGGAGUUAAGUAGUGCUACUGCAACAAUAGCAUCAGUGAUUCCAUUAAUAUAUACUCUUAAAAACACACUAGAAACAGAGAAGAGUAAAGAAGAGACUUCUGAGAACUUCAAAUUAAUGAUUACGAAAAUGAUCCAAGACAUCAAUGUCAGAUUUCAGGAUAUUGAAAAUAAUAAAAUAUAUACAAUAGCUACUUAUCUAGAUCCACGGUUUAAACUCAAGUUUUUUACUGAAAUUACGAAGGAACAGGUACAGUCUGAGAUUCUGGGGAUUCUUGGGUGUUCAAAAGCUUCUCGUGAUGAAGGUCCUUCUUCACCUAAGAGAUCACGGAAUGAGAUUCCGACAACAAGCUCAAGCAACUAUUCACACAUUCAAUCUUGUCUAGCUGAAAUAUUAAGCUUAAGUGACGAGGAAGAGCAAAACAUAGAUUGUGGUGAUGAUGUGCACAAUCAAUUUAUUGUUAAAAAGACAUUACUAAAUGAAUACAACAGGGAGAAACGAUUGACACUCAAUGAAGAUCCACUUUUAUGGUAG
Molecule: messenger RNA, 1434 nt
Organism: Parnassius apollo (apollo)
Lineage: Eukaryota; Metazoa; Arthropoda; Insecta; Lepidoptera; Papilionidae
Source: the annotation of a GenBank genome assembly